Messenger RNA from Acanthopagrus latus (yellowfin seabream), 2245 nucleotides. It is a transcript of the gene smox, whose product is annotated as spermine oxidase. The coding region runs from base 167 to 1822 and encodes 551 amino acids. Gene Ontology annotation, molecular function: polyamine oxidase activity. Lineage: Eukaryota; Metazoa; Chordata; Actinopteri; Spariformes; Sparidae. The transcript is spliced from 8 exons. The record is from RefSeq and is a predicted model, not a curated record.
GAAAAUCGGCACAAAGGAGAGCGGAGCACUCAGAGGAUUUAAAGCUGAAGAGCAGGAGAGUCAGAAAUAACAAGGUUGUGUCAGGACUCCUAAUUUGGGCUCAUUCAACAGCGUCGUACAAAAGGUUACACAACAGCAGACUAUAUCGAAGAGGAGCUUGGACGGCAUGCAAAGUUGUGAAAUUUCCUCAGACAGCACUGAUGAUCCUCUUAGUAGCGGCCUACGCACACAUCGGCAGCCUCGAAUAGUAGUGAUCGGUGCUGGCUUGGCCGGCCUUGCUGCGACCAGGACAUUACUGAGAAGCGGCUUCACGGAUGUCACUGUCCUAGAGGCAUCAGACCACGUCGGCGGGAGAGUUCAAAGUGUUCAGCACGGCAAAGCAACUUUGGAGCUUGGAGCCACCUGGAUCCAUGGUGCCAAUGGGAACCCAGUGUACCACCUGGCGGAGGAAAACGGGCUGCUGGAGGACACCACGGACGAGGAGAGGAGCGUGGGACGCAUCAGCCUGUACGCCAAGAACGGCGUGGCUCAUUACCAGACCAACGCCGGGAAGAGGAUCCCUAAGGACCUGGUGGAGGAGUUCAGUGACCUGUACAAUGAGGUGUACGAGCUGACUCAGGAGUUCUUCCAGAACGGGAAGCCAGUUUGCGCCGAGAGCCAGAACAGCGUCGGCGUGUUCACGCGAGACGUGGUGCGCAAGAAGAUCACGAUGGAUCCCGAGGAUUCUGAGAGCACCAAGAAGCUCAAACUGUCCAUGCUUCAACAAUACCUCAAGGUGGAGAGUUGUGAAAGCAGCUCCCCCAGUAUGGAUGAGGUGUCUCUGAGCGAGUUCGGCGAGUGGACAGAGAUCCCUGGUGCACAUUACGUCAUUCCUGAAGGUUUCAUGAAGAUCGUGCAGCUCCUGGCCCAGGACAUCCCCUCCCGCACCAUCUGCCUUAGCAAACCGGUCCGCUGCAUCCACUGGAACUACUCAGCCCAGCACCAGGAGGUGAUCGCCAAGAGCAGCGACUCCAACCACAACGAGAACAACCACAGCUGCGGACCUCACGACGACCCCCUCAUCCUCGGUCACCCCAUUUACGUGGAGUGCGAGGACGAGGAGUGGAUCGCAGCCGACCACGUGAUCGUCACGGCGUCUCUGGGCGUCCUGAAGGGGAACCACGAGGCCAUGUUCUCCCCGUCGCUGCCCGAGGACAAGGUGCUCGCCAUCGAGAAGCUGGGCAUCAGCACCACCGAUAAGAUAUUCCUAGAGUUCGAGGAGCCCUUCUGGAGCCCCGAGUGCAACAGCAUCCAGUUCGUGUGGGAGGAUGAGGCUCAGCUCGAGCAGCUGGCGUACCCCGAGGAGCUGUGGUACAAGAAGAUCUGCAGCUUUGACGUCCUCUACCCGCCCGAGCGCUACGGCUACAUGCUGAGCGGCUGGAUCUGUGGGCAGGAGGCGCUGUACAUGGAGCGCUGCGAUGACGAAACGGUAGCUGAGACCUGCACUGAGCUGCUGAGGCGCUUCACAGGGAACCCUGACAUUCCAAAGCCCUGGCGUGUGCUGCGCUCAUCGUGGGGCAGUAACCCUUUCAUCCGAGGCUCCUACUCCUUCACCAGGGUCGGAUCCAGCGGCGAGGACUGCGAGAGGUUGGCCAUGCCGCUCCCUUAUGCCAACAGCACCAAGGCUUCGCCUCUACAGGUCCUGUUCGCUGGAGAGGCCACCCACAGAAAAUACUAUUCCACUACCCAUGGUGCUUUGCUGUCAGGACAGAGGGAGGCCACUCGCCUAACAGAGAUGUACCAGGACUUGCACAGAGCUCAAACCACAAAGCCUAAUAUGUAAAAAAUAAAACGAACCUCUGACUAGUGAAAAACAAAAUACAGAACUGUUGAGAUUUAAGCUUUUUAUCUUGAUGAUUAAGUUAUACUUAAAAGGCAUAGCUCGGGCAUUAUUACAUUGAUAACAAAUGAGUAUUGUUUCUAUUGUAUUGUAGAUUCGAAUCAUGCUAAAAUUUUUAUUUGAGAUGUACUUUUCAAAAGUUGCCAAUGGUGCUGUCAUUUCUCGUCUUUAUCAUUCUGUCGUUAUGUUCUUUUAUUUUUUAAGUUAAUCAGUAAUUUAAUGUUUAUGAUAACAACAUCUGUAAUUUAACUUUGUUUUUGUAAGUGCCUUCUGUACGUAACGUUAUGUCAUCUUAAAAAUUAUGGAAACAAUACAAAAAAAAAAUUGAGAAGGUUUUAACAAAAUAAAAAUUCUAUCAUCAUCUAA